AUGAGUCCACCCGACAGGCAAUCGAAUCUGCCCCAUUGCCGCUUGAACAAUGGUUGUCCUGUGGCGCCAUUGAAUCGGAUGACCGUGGAUGCGCAUCUCGGACUGGUCUCCGUGUGCAAGGUGGAUGCAAACUUUUUGCGUGCCUUGGUGUGCUUCAACAACGUGAAGUUGCCAGAUGAAGAGGCAGUGCAGCAAGACAAUUCAGCCACCUCGGCCAUGCGAGUGAAGAGAUCCUUUGAUUGCCUUUUGUCGAACGAGGACACAUCUCCUUUCCGAGUGAAACUUCGCAUGGCUGGCCCGGCCUCGGUCGUCAACUGGAUGCUCCAGGGCCGCACCGGAGAAAUCCAUCAAGUGGUCUUGGCCCAGAUGGAGAAGAUCGGAGAGUGGAGUGUGCUCUGGCAGGUACCUGUGGAUGCAGCAGCCAAGGACACCGUCGUGAACUACUUUCACCAACUCGCCACGGCAGAGCUGGCAGUAGAUGAACCCCUUACCUUUGAACCCAAAUGGACGCCUGUCAAGAGGCUGCAUUUCGUCAGGGACAACAUGCCUGAAGAGGUCAUGCUCUUCAGAAGCAGGGCACGGCGAUGUAUCAACUCAGCUCAUUCAGAUUGA
Messenger RNA from Cladocopium goreaui, 612 nucleotides. The record is from the annotation of a GenBank genome assembly. NCBI's taxonomy places the organism in Eukaryota, Dinophyceae, Suessiales, Symbiodiniaceae.